CCAGCCGGCUACAUCUGUUCUGGCCCGUGUCGGGGAGGUUGUGGGAAAAGUGACUUAGCUUAAGGCGAGAGGAAUGGCAUUCUUGUCAGCUCUCAGGGUAUCUCAGAGCGGGCGCCGGGGUUUUCUCCUGCGAGGGGCCUUCCGAGACCAUCUGAACAGGAGCUGUCGGUCCGGGACAUCUAUGAGACAGACGCAGCAGCAGCAACACGCGCUGGAAUUGACCUCUGAACAGGCAAUUGUGGUCCCAAGAAGAACACGGUUCUUAUCUGAUGCUGUCCCUUUUUCUGAUUUCCUGACUGAUAGCUUUGGACGCCAGCAUAACUACUUGAGAAUUUCCCUAACUGAGAAAUGCAACCUCAGGUGUCAGUAUUGUAUGCCAGAGGAAGGAGUUCAGCUAACUCCCAAAUCCGAAUUGUUGAGCACCCAGGAAAUCAUUACUCUUGCCCGGCUCUUUGUGAAGGAAGGUGUGGACAAGAUCCGUUUGACUGGAGGAGAGCCUCUUAUCCGGCCUGAUGUGGUGGACAUCAUAGCUCAAUUACGCAAAUUAGAAGGGUUGAAAACUAUCUCUGUCACAACGAAUGGGAUCAAUUUAGCCAGACUGUUACCCCGGCUAAAAGAGGCUGGCUUGGAUGCCAUUAAUAUCAGCUUGGACACUCUGAUUCCAGCUAAAUUCGAAUUCAUUGUCCGUCGAAAAGGAUUCCACAAGGUAAUGGAAGGAAUUCACAAAGCUCUUGAACUUGGCUAUAAUCCUGUUAAGGUGAACUGUGUGAUUAUGAGAGGACUCAAUGAAGAUGAGCUGCUGGAUUUUGUUUCUUUUACAGAAAAGCAGCCCCUGGAUGUGCGCUUUAUAGAAUACAUGCCUUUUGAUGGUAACAAGUGGGACUUCAAGAAAAUGGUGAGCUACAAGGAAAUGCUGGAUACAAUUAAACAGAAAUGGCCAGAUUUGAAAAAGUUACCCUGUGAAGAAGCUUCUAGCACUGCCAAGGCAUAUAAAGUACCAAAUUUUCAAGGGAAAGUUAGCUUCAUCACUUCCAUGUCUGAGCAUUUCUGUGGAUCCUGCAAUCGGCUAAGGAUCACAGCUGAUGGGAAUUUGAAGGUCUGCCUUUUUGGAAAUUCAGAAGUGUCCUUACGGGAUCACUUACGAUGUAAUGCCUCUGAAGAGGAGUUGAUGCAGAUUAUUGGGACAGCUGUUGGCAGAAAGAAGAAACAACAUGCAGGCAUGUUCAACAUUUCCCAAAUGAAGAACAGGCCAAUGGUCCUCAUUGAAGCAACAUCAAGGUCAUUUCCACUUCUCCAAGAUGCCCUGCAGGACCAAGCAAAUUUGAGAGAUUGGGGCCUCAGACAAGGACAAUGCCUGACGCUGAAAGAAAGUUUAUUCAAACAGAUGGGGAAAAAGUUUAAAACAAAUAUGUUUACAGGACACCAUGCCUUGCCAGGAUCUUACUCAGCACGACAGCUUGCAUCAAGGAUUUCACAAACUCAGCUCAGUAGCAAUUGCUUUCUUCAGAAGACUUGGAGCUGCAGCUUGAAUGAUAAGUGCCUUUGGACAGGAAUUCCUCUCCCCAAACAGGCUUCCCAUGUGACUCGAGACAUUUGUUCCAGGAUGGUAAGCCAAGCAGAGAAGGGCUGGAGAUCUCUUUCAACUGCCAAAUGUCUUGGUGCCUCCGAUUGCUUAACCCACGUUGACCGAGAAGGCCAGGUAUCAAUGGUAGAUGUUGGAGGGAAGCCAGACUCAGAAAGGAUUGCAGUGGCUUGUGCUGUGGUCCAUCUGGGUGCAAAGGCAUUUAACUUGUUACAACAGAACCAAAUUAAAAAAGGUGAUGUGCUUGCAGUGGCCCAGAUAGCGGGAAUCCAGGGAGCCAAGCUAACAAGCCAGCUCAUUCCACUGUGCCAUAAUGUUCCAUUGAACCUGGUUGAGGUUACUCUCAGUCUGGAUGCAGAAAAACAUACCGUUACCAUUCAGGCUCUGUGUCGCACCCAUGGAAAAACUGGGGUGGAGAUGGAAGCUUUGAUGGCUGCUAGUCUUGCUGCUUUAACAGUGUAUGAUAUGUGCAAAGCAGUGAGCCAUGACAUAAUCAUUGAAAAUGUAAAACUCCUCAGCAAGCAAGGAGGCCAGAGGGGUGACUUUAAGCGAGACUGAUUAAAAGCUUUUAUUCAAGAGAUCAAUAUACCUUAUUCUUGGAAUACAAUUUUAACAGCAGUGUCUCCAGUACUAGUAACCAAAAUUCUGGCCGUUAACCUUACUAAAUCAUAAUCUGUUGUUUCUCUUGCUUUGGCUAAUAAUGUAGGCCUAAGUCUACUGUUUACCUGUCUUCUUUCAUGUAGCAACUGACCUUUUUUUGCCUUUAAGUUCUAAGCUCUCCCACUGCUCUGAUUUGCAGUCAUUCUAAGGAUACAUAUGUUUAGCCCUUUAUUUCUGAUUUUGUGCAAAGUUCUGGUCUCCCAUCUCCUUUUAAUUGCACUAAAAUAUUCACCCAGCUGGAUUUCAACAUGAAUCUUCUGUUUUGAGGAUAUUCAGAUCCAGAAUUCUCAGAUGAAUUAUGAUUUUAAUAUUCUGUCGUAUCCAAACACUGGAAAAUAUAAACUGUGAGUCACCUGGAUCACUCCCAACUAGACUAAACAUGAUUUUGAAUAGUAGUUUAGUUUCGAUUUGUCUUUCAAAAUGGAAGGUAAAUAUUUGUUGGUUAGGAAUAGUUACAAACUAAUCUAUAUACAGUUAAAAAUACUGUAUAAAUUUCUCUUUAAUCUGGAUGAAAAAAAAAUGGUAGUUCUAUAAAUAGUAUGCUCUUUUACCUGAGGUCAAAUACAACCCUGGUGCAACUCACAACCCUCAAUGAAAUUGAAUUUGACACCCCUGGUCUAGGGUAAAUCUCUCUUUUGCAGAAGCCCAUGCCCAAGAGAAGAUAUGCUCUGGGUAUGUCUAAACCUGACUGGCAUGAGGGGGAUGGAAAACUGAAUGUCAGAUUUGAUGCUUUCCUUUCAUAACACAAUAAAUAAAUAAGCAAACAAACAACCCUAACCCCUAGAUGUUCAAGCCCAUUAUAGUCUUCAUAUUAACAUUGAUGUGGACAUAAUUCUUUGUAAGUAAGGCACUGGGAUUGAAACAAGUAGGACAAAAUAUCCUACGUUUCUGGCCACAGAUGCAGUUUUGUUAUUGUUUUAAAAUUUUGUAAUCCAUUUUAUCCCUGCCUAGAAAACUUUCAGAUGCAAGACCCUUUAGACACCAACCAAAGUAUUUUAAUUCUGAACAUCAUUGCUUUAAAACUCAUCAAUAGCAUUUUAAAUGAAAGUAGUAUCCUUUCCUGCUCUUCUACAGGAGAUUACAGCUUGAGGCUCAUUUUGCUAAUACUCCUCCUGCUGUAUGUGCUCCACAUGCAUCUACAUAGCAAAUGCUCCUUCAAGUAGGCAAAAAAAGAAAGGUUUUAUUCAAGGCAUUUAGAGUUUAUGCAGGGGACAAUCAGUAUUAUCCUUUCACAUAAUAAUGCUCAGAAGUCAAUUUCAAGGAGAGAUAAUUUUGAUUCUCUGAAUGAAAGACCAAGAGAUGGAUAAUAUAAUAAAAUAACAGUGGCACCAAGAGACAUUUCUGCACAAUCCCAUUAAAGGUUGGGAUUUCUCAGAUUAAAUGACCUUCAGCUUUACAUCUGAUUUUCAAACAGGUUUUUUCAUGAAACUUAUAAGGGACAGAUUGUGCUAUCUAGUAAUUUAUUAUAAAGUAUUAAAUCAAAAGCAAUUUUGAAACCAAUCAAGUGCAAAUCACAUAAGGUAAUGUUUGGAAUCCAACCAUUCUCAGCAAGAUGUGAUAAAAUCUGGUCCAUGUAGAACAGACUGGGUAAAAAUUGCUUGUUCUAUAAUUUUUGCACUUUAAUAAGUCCAAAAAUGAUCAGAAAGAAGUGCCUACAUUUUGCUUAUUGUGCUUAAAGGAUAAUUGAAAAGUGACUCUUUUCCACGUUUAUUUUUAGUUAAUCAAAUAAUUAUCACAAUUUCCUGGAAUUGGGGGAAAUAAAUUAUGAACGUAAAUAGCCCCAAGUGGCACUCACCACUCUAGCCUGUUUUUCAUUGCUUCGACUGGGAUAGAAACAUUGGUUCUUGAUCUAGGAUAGCAAGUUUAUGGGAGAAUUCUUCCAUUGGCAGUGUGGCUGUCAUAUAAACCCAAGGGCAGACUGAGUUGUUUGCUUGAAAGAGAGAGGGUUCUUCCCAGUACACCAAAGGUACAUAGAAGGAAAACCAGAAUGUAACAACUUUUGCAUUACCUUUAAAUAGUUCCAUAUAGAAGUAUAGUUAUUUUUUUCCCAUUUUUUUUCUUAAUAAAUCUAAUCCAAGGUGAGCGGUUUUUACAUUCAUCCUUCACUGGCAAGGUUGAUUACCACUAGAGAGUUUGGACAGUGCAAAUAACCCUUGAGUUACCACCAUCUUUCAUUGCAAGAAGGGAUGUGUUAUUCAGAGAAUGGCGUGAGCAGUCUCAGGAAGAGGCUGCCUUCAUGGAGCAAGGCCUUGUCAGCAGCAGGACAAAAGUAGCUAGGCUCAGGUGGGCCCAGCAGUACCUGCAAAGUGCAGGUAGAUGGAGGGUUUGCACUAUGGCUCUGGGAUAGCUGACGCAGGUGCUUGAGGCGGCACUUUUUGGUAGCAGUGAUAGCACUGGAGUUAGAGUUGAGACCCAGAGUUGGGGAUGGGAGCAGCCCCAGUGCCACCGCUGCAACUGAAGAGGGCCUCUGUGCAGGGCUGCCAAAAGGGCAGAGAUGGGGCAGAAGGGGAGAUUAAGGGGGGAGAUUCAAGAGGAAGCAGCCUGUUAUCAAGGCUCAAGGUUGGGAGCAACCAAGCUAGGAAUGGCUUGGAUCUGGUGGUCACCCUCACCUAAGACCAGUGGCAUUCAGUAUGGCAACAGAGAGUCCUGGGAUUGCCAUCACUAAACUAUGGUCACAUGAUGUUUUGUCUAAUGGCCACAUUGCUUACUGACAGAUAUUCCAGCCCUAGUUAUUGUUGAAUCUUAAAGACUAGUUAUAAAGCAAUGUCAGAAGUUUUUAACCACAACCAAUUAGUUAGUAGUUCAGCGGUAAUUUCAAGAUUGGGAGUUGGUUCCCCAUCUUUUUCUUUGAUGUGUAAUUUUAAAAUAUGGUGUUUCCAUAAAGCUGUAAAGAUGGGACAAUCGUGAACAUGUCUAAUGUCAUGGAAAGAAAGUCUGGUGAGCAUUCACCAGAAUAAGGCAAAAUAAUACCUAGAGCAGAAAUGACUUGAUCCCAAAUGCAUUGGUUGCCUUCUUUCUGAUCAUUAAAAGCUUUGUAAGAUUUCUGUUGUUGAAGCAAUUCAUAAACCAUAUUGGACAGUCGUUCACUUCCAUUUGACAUUUCUGAAAGGGCUUUAAAAAACCUCCCCACUUUCCUUUUUAAUUCCAAAAACCAUAGUCAAACCAUUGGUUAUGUCUCCACACAACCUUCUGUCAGUUUGAAAAUCAUCAACAGAAAACAUGGAUUGAGGAGAGCAAUUUAAAAUGAAUAUAUGUGUGAAAAAUCAACUUUUUCUUGCUAUUUGAUUUUUAGAUUGUAUUGUAAAUGCCUUACAAAGGAAAAGAAACUUUAGGGAAGAAUGUCCCAAGUUUGGAAAAGAGAAUGAAAAGGAUACAUCUCUUGGGGCUGAAAAUGGACAACUUUGUAGAAUGCAAUUUAUUUUUUCCUGCAGUUCGACUUUUCACACUGUCUCCAAAUAAAAAUAGUCUCUCCCUCCAGUUGUUUGUAUAAUUCAUAAACUACUGUUUGCACCAAAUGGUAUUCAUUGAUUAAAUUCUCCUCAUUCCAUCCAAUAGUAUUCUUCGAUUAAAUUGUUAUUGCAUAAGUUUAUCUGUUGUAAUAUCUGUGUACAGAAUGUCAGUUGAAUUACUUAGUAAGAGCAAUAGUUCAAGUUUAUACUUGACAAGAGGGCUUUAAUCACAGGCUGAUUACUGUGGUCACUCCUUGUUUCUUCAAUUGCAGAGGUCAGUAUCAUGAUGCCGUUUAAUGGAGACUACUGAUCAGCAGACUUUUUUUUUUUUAAAUGACCAUAAUUUGAGAAGUGCAUAUGCUUGUGUGAUAUCUCACAAUAUUUUGGCUGGUUGAACUGUUUUGUUUUAAAUUUGAUUUAAUGUACAUAUUCUGGCUCCUAGGCCAAAUUGUGAUGUAUUACUUCAGCCUGAAAAGAUUGUUGGCGCUAUUUCUUGAUGUCUCUUUAGAGUUGUUUCUGUGCAUCUGGGUAAUUUUAGCUAUAAGAUUUUAGCUUUUGCCUGAAUGUGCCUGAUUUUUAAGAAAAUUGUUCACCAAAUUUCACUUUUGCGUGAGAGCAGAAAACAGAAAAUGGCUAUAGAUACAGACAGAUCUGAUGUAUAGUCCUUGUUAUUCCAUCUUUUAAGUCUUUAUGAAUUGAAUGAAGUAUGUCAUAUUUGUCCUUAUCAGGGAAGGGAAAUGAUUUGUUGCUGCUUCACAUUGCUAUGUAUUUUCCUACAUGUCCUGUAUAUGGUGAAAAGUAAUAACACAUUUUUUAUAAGUGCACUUGAUAAGAAGCAUAGGAAAUGUGUAAAUAUGAAGCAUAUCAUUAGAUUUUGGUUCCUUCCUGUGGUAUCAGAGAAUAUCAAAUGUCUCAAGAUCAUUGAAUCUUAUAGAAGUCCCUGAUGACGUGAGAAAUUGUUCUGCACACAUUCCUGUGAUACGUGCAAUAAACAAGAAUGCAACUGUUAGAAAGAUGUUUUACUUGUUUCCUCUGCAGCAGUAACAUGUUCUAACAUUACAGGAUGAUGGUUUGUCUAGGAGUGUCCAAGCACUGUUAAAAUCUUAAUACAUUUUGCUUGACUACUAUUCAGCCGUUCAGUCUGUAAUUUAAUGUAAACAGCAGAUACUUAAACUAAUUUUUUUUUUAUCUUUUCUGAAGUUUGGUUUUUCAUGCAUAAAUAUAGUGACCUAAUGUAUACUUAAAGGGCUUCAGAAUUAAUUUUAUUGAAAGAAAACUCAGAAUUUACAAUGAUUCAGCAUGCAUUGUGUUAAUUUCUGAAAAAUCUGUGCCCUGAUAAGAGGAUUUUUAGAUAGGCUUGUUUUAAAAAGUUAUAACCUGCCUGUUAGUGAAUAGAUGGGAUCUCCUUCUUGUUGUUUUGGGAAGGUAGUCCUAAUUUUUCUUGCUUAUAUUCAAACAGAGUAACUAAUGAUGUUUUUUUGAAUGCUUUCAUUAUGCGUCUAUGUAAUAAUUCCUGGAUAUACGCACAAAUGGGAAUGGUUACUAGGUAAAUGAAAAGUUUAUACAGAUUUGCUGAGGUUGUACUAACAAUGUUCUUUUUAAAAUAAAUAAAUAACACUUGCACACAGUGGAAGGGCGUGUGAAUUUAUUUAUUAGAAUAUGCACUCUUUGUAGAUAAGGGAGUCCAUUCAAGGAUGGUUUCAGCAGAGGAGAAUUCUCAGGUUUCACGAUAUUCCAGCUUCUUGUAUAAAACUGGGCAAAAUAGUUAAUUGAAUAAUAAUGCAGUGCAUGAAAAAUGGAUUAAUGAUUGGUGAGUUAAAAUAUGGGUUUUGAAGGACAUAAUGUCAAAGGAAGUUUGUUUGAUGAAUAAAAAGUGUAGUUUUAUUUGUAUA
Messenger RNA from Notechis scutatus (mainland tiger snake), 7583 nucleotides. NCBI's taxonomy places the organism in Eukaryota, Metazoa, Chordata, Lepidosauria, Squamata, Elapidae. The record is from RefSeq and is a predicted model, not a curated record.